This is a messenger RNA of Corylus avellana, 1525 nucleotides long. NCBI's taxonomy places the organism in Eukaryota, Viridiplantae, Streptophyta, Magnoliopsida, Fagales, Betulaceae. The record is from RefSeq and is a predicted model, not a curated record.
AGCAAAAUUGCACUUGCUCCUUAAAAUAUCCUCUGCAGUGAGCUAGCCUGUGCCAUAACAUUGUUGCUCUUCACCAACACCGCAAGACGUACGUCGUCACCAGAAGCUCUAUCCUUUCCUUAAUUCUAUCCCUCUCUGGACGUGGAGGGUAACGUCUCUGAAACUCCCCAGAUUUGAUCUUAAACAAAAAACGAGUUUCUACUAGACAACGACAAACAAUGGGAUUCAUACAGCCUCCUCAACGGUCUUUGAACCCAAAAUGGUCAAAAUUCAUCUCUGAAAGAGAAUUCGAUGACUACGGAGAUGCAAGUGUGGUUACUUGUAGUGAUCAAUGGCUGACAAACCAUCCAUCUGCGGUACACACUUUUGAACAAAUGAUGAGGAUAGCCGAGGGAAAACAAAUAGUUGUAUUUUUGGAUUAUGAUGGAACUCUCUCGUCAAUUGUCAAUGACCCUGACAAAGCUUUUAUGACUGACGAGAUGCGCUCAGCAGUAGAUGAAGUUGCUAAAUGUUUCCCUACCACAAUUGUGACUGGAAGGUCUAGAGAUAAGGCAGUUGAAUUUGUAAAACUAAAGGAUCUCUGCUAUGCUGGAAGUCAUGGGAUGCAUAUAUCAAUCCCAUCAGCAUUCUUAAAAAACGCAACAUCUGUGGAUCAAACUCAUAUUACUGAUGAACAGGGUUUUAUCAACUUCUACGCCGCAAAGAAAUUCUUAUAUAAGCUAAAGAAGAUAAAGAAGAAACUACAAGAAAAGACCAAAGGCAUAAGAGGUGCUAUAGUUGAGGACAAUAAGUUCUGCAUCUCUGUACACUUCCGAUGUGUAGAUGAGGAGAAUGUUGACAAUGUUAAGAAGAUAGUAGACUCUGUCAUCAAAUCUUAUCCGGACUUUCGCAAAGGAGAGGGUAAUAAGGUUAUGGAAGUACGCCCAAAUAUUGAGUGGAACAAAGGUCAUGCUUUGGGCUAUUUACUAAACACCCUUGGGUUUGAUGCCUACAAUGCUGAUGUCCUCCCAUUAUAUAUAGGAGAUGACUUGACGGAUGAGGACGCCUUUAAGUUUAUAAAGAACCUUGGAAGGGGCUUUCCCAUCGUCGUCUCGUCCAUGCCAAAAAGGACGGAUGCUUCAUUCUCCUUACGUGAUACAAUGGAGGUCAUGGAUUUCUUGACAAAGCUUACGGGGUGGAGAAGAAGCUCUUCUUCGGACUAAUCUAAUCCAAAUGCCCUUAUAUCUAACUCACACGAGUGAACAACUUUCACACCAAAUUACUUAUUUGGCAGAGAAAAAUCCUUUCCUUCUACACUAAAGAAAUUCAAGAAACCAAGUCAAAUUAUGAACUUGAGUCAGCUUCCAACACCUUCAAAUCUUCAAUAUGUGGAGAGAUGAUAAAUGUCAUUUGGUAUUGGUUGGGACAAUUUCGCUUUACAGCCUACUAGGUAAUCUAACCUAUUAAGUUGAUGUGGGAACUAAAGAGAUACUCUAAGCUUGAAGUUUGAUUUUAAGGAAAUUAAAGAGAUGGUCUUGAGUUUACA